UUGGGUUUUUGUUUGUUGAGGCGAUCGCGAGGAAUUCAUUCAACCUUGCCCGCUGUCGAGCUGUCCACAACCAGAACUGCAUCAUAACUAAGUUACUACUGGUGGGACGUGAUGCGACCUACCUGCGAGUCGUAAAGAGAAUGUGUUAGGGCGUUUGUCGUAUUGGAGUGGAGUGGUAGAGAUCAAAAUUAUCCCAGUGAAGAGUAAUGCACAAUGAAGAUUUUCAAAACUCAGCAUGUGUUCGACUAUAGUUGGGACGAAGUAUCCCUUGCUGCCUAUCGCAAGUACCCAAACGAACACUCUCCGAAAGUAACUGCUGUGGAUGUUCUCAAACGCUAUGUCGAUAAGGAAGGGCGACUGCACAGUGUGAGGCUGAUUGCAUCAUGCUUUUCAAUGUGGUCAGCCGUACCGUUUGUCAAGAUGCUUGGUUUGGAAGGGUCAAUGUUUGUGAUUGAGAGAUCAGUAGCUGAUCCUGUUGAGAAGACCUUGACGUUACGGUCCCGGAAUAUUUCCCUGGAAGGUCUGAUUAAUGUGUUUGAAGUAUUGCAGUAUCGCCGUGAUCCUGUUGAACCAUCAAAAACAUUACUAAUUCAGGAAGCAUCAGUGACGGUCGCACCCUGCUUGAUUUCAGGCUUCGUUGAGGGACGAAUGAUUGAUGUUUUCAGCGAGUCGGCUCAAAACGGGCGCAAUGCUAUUGUCAAUGUAUGCGAAAAAAUACAGAAGGAACAACAGUCCACGGUAUAAUGUGGAUUUGACUAAAAUCACAAUGUGAGCAUAAAACAUGAUAGAGCUUACUCGUUCAGGAAUAUCCACUAGGAGCUCAUGGUUGUAGGUUUUUACUUAGCUACAAAUGAAGUUUUUGAAUAUGAAAACGUUUCUUACCUCCGUAGUCCCAUACUUUCCCCUGGUUCAGUUGAGCUGACCUGCAUAAAACCGACAUCUUCUCAUAGCUGAUAAUAGUAGUAGGUACAAUGCUGUAUCCUCUUGUGUGUUGUGACUGUGCUAUCACCCAUCACAUGGCUUUAUUCUGCAAAUACAUGGCAUGCAUAGCUGGCCUUAGCAUGUCUUCCGAUUUUCGUGCGCACACUACUAAACUGUACACUACGGUCCGUUCAGAAAAUGAUGAUACUCUUGCUCUUGACCAUAAAUGGGUUAAUAGUUUUAAACCUUUUUCUAAACUUGGUUUGCUGUGGAGCAUGAAAUGCUCUUCCAAAUAUGUUUUUCGUCUAAUUCUUCAAAAAGUAGACCAUUCAGCUGUUUUUGACUAUUUCGUCUGGAUUUAGCAUUGAUAGAAAGGGCCGGAGAUUGUUUGUGACUGGACUGUACAAUGUACCAUACCAGUUCCAGUCAAAGCUUUGUCGAUCAACCUUGUAAGAAGAUUUUUUAAAUUAAUCCGCUCAAUACAACUAUGUUUUUGACAUUGUAGGUUCUUGAAGCAUUUUCCUCUUCUUCAUUUUUUUCAAUCAAUUUCCACUCUGUGGCCUGCUUCUUUCUACUUUCCAUCCCUAAGCCCUACUCUUUACUUUCUGCUUGCUAGUAGCUUGCCCUGUUAGCUACCUUCCACCAUAAUUAUGACUACUUGUAUUUAUUUUGGUCCUUUGUGUGUGCUACACUUCAUCAGAGCCUGUGCUAUAUACAUACUCCUGUGGUGUUGGCAUUUAUACUGAUCUCUGUUA
Molecule: messenger RNA, 1676 nt
Organism: Sycon ciliatum
Lineage: Eukaryota; Metazoa; Porifera; Calcarea; Leucosolenida; Sycettidae
Product: PRELI domain containing protein 3B-like
Exons: 6
Coding region: 214-744 (176 amino acids)
Biological process (GO): phospholipid transport
Cellular component (GO): mitochondrial intermembrane space
Molecular function (GO): phosphatidic acid transfer activity
Source: RefSeq, a predicted model, not a curated record